This is a messenger RNA of Drosophila persimilis, 1131 nucleotides long. Its product is annotated as trypsin. Gene Ontology annotation, biological process: proteolysis. The transcript is spliced from 3 exons. The record is from RefSeq and is a predicted model, not a curated record. The coding region runs from base 55 to 1068 and encodes 337 amino acids. Lineage: Eukaryota; Metazoa; Arthropoda; Insecta; Diptera; Drosophilidae. Gene Ontology annotation, molecular function: serine-type endopeptidase activity.
GCUAAGAAAAAGUGCGGUGAGGAUUUGUAUGGAAUUGCUACGAUCUCGUUGGAGAUGGACAUACCUUGGCAGCUGCAGGUGCUCUUUCAGAUGCUUCUAUCGUGGACAUUGGUGGCCAACGGGCAUCUUGAGUUCCCAUUCCUCUCCCUGAGCACUGGCCACACCUCCUCACCACACAACGAGCCCUCCGACGCAGGCAAGUUCGUGAUCCUACCGAAGGUGGUAGGCGGCUACUCGAUAACGAUCGCACAGGUCCCGUUCCAGGUGUCGGUGCGUCGGCGGUCCAUGCACGAAAGGACCUACGGACUGGGCCUCAUCUGUGGUGGGGCCUUGAUCUCGCAGCGGGUGGUCUGCUCGGCGGCCCACUGCUUUGCCGUAAACAACUCGUACAAUCCGGUGAGGUUUUACGGGCCGAAGCUGUUCGUGGUAGUGGCGGGCAGCACACAAAUCGACCAAGCCGACAGGAACACCAAGGAGUACCUGGUGCAACAGAUCAUCGGUCACAGCGACUACAAUGCCACCACGCUGGAGAACGACAUCGCCCUGAUCUUCCUGAACGGCUACGUAUCGUGGUCGUCGAAGACCGUACGAGCCAUUCCGCUGGCCACCAAGGCGCAGCGCGAGGGCACCACCUGCCUGAUCAACGGCUGGGCUGCGAAAAUCUCUCCGAAGGUGGGCAAAUCGGGGUCGCUGCAGCAGGCGCCGGUACCCAUCCUGAACCCGAGCCUAUGCAGGGCCAUCUACUUGCUGCCGAUGUCCCAGCUGUGCGCCGGCUUCAUGCAGGGCGGCAUCGACGCCUGUCAAGGUGACUCCGGCGGCCCCCUUAUAUGCGAUGGCCAGCUGGCUGGCAUUAUCUCCUGGGGCGUGGGCUGUGCGGAUCCCGGCUUCCCCGGAGUCUAUACGAAUGUAUCGUAUUUCGUGGAUUGGAUCCGAUCGAUGAACGCCACGCUCGACUACUCAAAAUACUUGGUGAUGGAUUCCGCCGAUGGCCGCCGGCUGGCCACUAGUCCCCAACGGACCUGGUGGCUGGCCUUGGCAUUUCUGCUUAUCGCUCUCAGCGGGGGCUGAUGUGGGUGAUGGCCGAAAUAUGGGGAUGUUGGACACCAAUAAUAAAAUCAUCCAGCUUGUCUA